AUGGCAAUUGUUCGAUUCGAUACAAAACAGGAAGAGGAGAUUGAGUUUCACUCGGACGCUGAAAGUUUGAAUGCAUCUUUAUAUUCCCACCCACCUGAUCCAUCACUGGGAUAUGGAAACACAACAACUGGAAGUAAUUUGUAUAAUGUAUUAAAGAAAUUUCUCAAUAAUGGGAAGGUUUCAAUAUGCGGAGCCCAAGUGUUAGUAUUAGUCAAACGGUAUCCAGAUGAGUCUGAUGUAUCUGACAUCAUUUCCCAACUACGAUCCAAUCAUGUAAUGGUAUACAUUGCUGUCGACAGUGUCUCAUCGGGCGGUUCCAAUUCUGCCUCUCUGUACGAAGUGUCAUUUCAAACUAAUGGAUACUGUGCUUUUGCCACCGACAAUGCUCUUCAGAAAGCUUUUGGCUGGAUGACCAAUAUACUUGGAUUCCCUUACCAAUUCAUUGCUCAAAACUUUGUGGUUUCUGGAUCGGGUCGAAUCGAAAUACCGGUAUUCAAAACUCCGAUACCAGCGGGUUAUUCUGACACCUGUUCAUUUGCAAUAACUGUUCAAAACCACACACUUGAUAAUUCAUUCGUCUCAAUGAAUUACACAAUUGCGAGUACUGAUGGAUCUUAUGUCUAUAAAUAUCCGAGUGUCCAAUCAUAUCCUCUUUUUGGAACUGCACAAUCAGGUUAUGUGUGGUUGAACGGAGACCUCUCAUACACAUGGACAAUUGAUUAUCAUUAUAACACUGAUGAACCCCAAAUCAUGGAAUGUAGAAUGUACAGUACUUAUUACCACGACUUCCUUCCACUACCAGAUUUCUAA
This is a messenger RNA of Caenorhabditis remanei, 810 nucleotides long. RefSeq lists its product as uncharacterized. The record is from RefSeq and is a predicted model, not a curated record. The transcript is spliced from 6 exons. Lineage: Eukaryota; Metazoa; Nematoda; Chromadorea; Rhabditida; Rhabditidae. Gene Ontology annotation, biological process: innate immune response. Bases 1 to 810 code for a protein of 269 amino acids.